This is a messenger RNA of Notodromas monacha, 1925 nucleotides long. The record is from the annotation of a GenBank genome assembly. Lineage: Eukaryota; Metazoa; Arthropoda; Ostracoda; Podocopida; Cyprididae.
GUUUUGUUAUAUUAUUUCUGCAACAGCAGAGAUAACCAGUGGGUUUUGGAGAGGAAAUGAUGCUGGAGCAAUUUGCAGUGUUGGCUGCAAUCCUGGGAUUAGCAGCUAGCCAGUGUCCUCAGAACCUAGGCUCCUGCAAGUGCUUCAGGGCCACAGUGCCUGGGGCCAAGCCAAUCCUAGAUUGUUCCCUAGUGGUCCAUCCUCAAGAGUUCCAAAACAUUGAAGGCCUCAAACCAGGUUUUGCAGGUGGAUCACCAGUGUUCUCUCAGAUCAUCAUCAGGAGGUCUCAGCUCAGGGAACUGCCACAGGCUGCCUUUGGCAUUGCACAAGCUGAUGAAUACAUCAUUGAGAACAACCCUCAGUUGGAGUCCAUGCAAAGGAUGGCCUUGGGCAAGAAUGCCAACCCAAAGAUCAUUUCCAUCAGGAAUAAUCCCCUGCUGGAGGUCUUGCAAUAUGAGGACUUUGCUAUGUUCAGCAACUUGGAAAUCCUCAGGCUGAAUGACAACAGGAUCCUGGAAGUGCCUGAUUAUGCAUUUGAUGGAAUCAGCAGGCGCUUGAGGGAGAUUCACUUGGAGAGGAAUGUCAUUUUGGACAUGGGACCAUUUGCCUUCAGGGGUCUGCCCAGUCUGAAGUUCCUCAGCCUGGCAGAGAAUCAGAUUGGAGAAAUCCCAACUGCAGCUCUUUUCUUCAGCACUCCUCCAGAUUUGGUUGACUUGUCCAAUAACAAAAUUGUCACUAUUGAUGGAGAAGCCUUUUCUGAUCCUGCAUUCCCAAAUAGGGGUUCAUAUGCCAAGCAUGUGGACUUCAGCAACAAUGACAUCUCAGCAUUGGAAAGGGCAGAAUGGGAGACCAUUUUCUCACAGAUUGACAGACUGGAGAAGCUUUCCAACCCAACAACCACCUCUGCUCCCUUCACUGCACCUCUGUUCACUGAUCCUCCACCUACUUUCCCUCCAGUGACUACCACAACUACCACAACCACUACUGAGGCACCAACUCCUGCUCCAGCACCUGUUGUGGUACCACAGGCACCUGUUCCACAAGCUCCAAAUACUGAAAACCUACUUUUGAGCAUUUUGGAAAGAUUGCAACUGUUGACAGGAAACUUCAUGCAACCAACCACUACAACUCCUCCACCACCACCACCACCACCAUCCACCACCACCACCACUACUGCUGCUCCCACACAGCCUCCAAGCACAGCUGCACCUUCAACCACCACCACCACCACCACAACCACUACCACAACACCUCCACCACCACCACCAACAACUCCAGAGCCCACUGCAGCACCCCAAGAACUGGUUCCAGCUGAACCAUCAUCUGCUCUCACAGCUUUUGGACCUUUCCUGAAGAUCAGGGAAGAAUUGCUGGCAGCCAUCAGGACUAACCCUGCUGCAGCAGUGGCAGCUGCAAGUGCUGUGCAAGCUGCUGCUCAAGCAGCUGCUCAAGUGGUGGUGUCUGAGCCCAAGGUGGCUGCUGAGCCUGCUGCACCUGCCAUAGAGACCAACAACAAUCUGGAGACUAUCCCAGCAGUUGUGAGGAGGAAGAGACAGAGUUUGCUUCACAGUGCCCCUGUUGAGCUUGCCUCUGCUUACACUAUGAAUUUCAAUGGAAACCCAAUCAUCUGUGACUGUGAUGUCAAGUGGGUCUUUGACUUCAGACACAGAUAUGAAGACCAAGUGCAGAACCUCAACUGCCUGGAGACCAGGGAUUCAAUUUUCAAGCUGCAUUUUGGUCACUUCCGCCGCUGCUAGUCCAACUUUUCACUAAAUUAAUUAUUUUUAUUCCUUUGCUCAAAACAUCUGCCAUUUCUUACUCUUUUUCCAUGGAUUGAUGAUCAGUGCUUCUUUGUGGUGCUCAGCAUUGGAAGGCCUGCUUUCUGUUGAACAAAUAAAAAGAGGUCAUUGGUGUUCUUAAACACA